AUGGCUACCCCUAGUGUCCUAGUCUUUGAUGCUAAGGGUUGGGCUGUUGACUUUGAGGUCUGGGUCGAUGAUCUACAGCUUUUCCUACAGUGCGAUAGGAAGGACGGUCUCUCCCUGUUUGAUCUCACGUCUGGCGCCUCUACUGCCCCUGCUGCCGAUGCUGUCAGCACUGUUUGCUCACAGUGGGCUACACGCGAUGCUGCUGCCCGUCUUGCUGUGCGUAGUCACUUGCCGUCCACUAAGCGCGCGCACUUUAGUCACUACAAGAGUGCUAAGACCUUGUACGAUGCUGUAGUUGCACACUACUCUUCCCCUGCCACUGCUGCCCUUAGCCGCCUCAUGCUGCCGUACCUGUUUCCUGACCUCGCCGCCUUUCCCACUGUCGCUGACCUCGUUACGCACCUUCGCACUAGUGACACCCGCUACCGCGCUGCGCUUCCUCCUGAGUUGGACCACUUCCUCUCUGUUUGCCCCACCACACUCACCGUUGACCUUCUCGAGGAGCGCCUCCUGGCAGCUGAGAAGAGUAUAGUCGCUGUAGGAGCCUCUCGAGGUGACCCUCGUGCCCCUGUCUUUGAGGGGUGCUCCCCUUCCCCCCUUUUGCCCUCUGUUGCCUCUGCUGCUGCCGUCGACUUCGUUGGCACCGAGUCGGUCGGCGCUGCGUCUGCCCCUAGCGGGCGACACCGCACCGGCAAGGGCAAGGGGGGCAAGGGCGCUGGAGGGGCUGGCGGGGGCGGUGGAGGUGGCGGUGGAGGAGGCGGAGGGAGUGGGGGUGGUGGUGGGAGUGGUGGCGGGGGUGGAGGUCUCUACCUCCCCUCGUUCUCUACAAACUUGGUGAGAGGUGCUGAUCUACAGAAUGGGGGGGUGGACCAGUUCACUCCUCCAAGUCAGCGGGUGACUCACUAUACGUGUGCUCGGACGGGCUGA
Closterium sp. NIES-65 is the source of this 927-nucleotide messenger RNA. Lineage: Eukaryota; Viridiplantae; Streptophyta; Zygnematophyceae; Desmidiales; Closteriaceae. The record is from the annotation of a GenBank genome assembly.